AUGCCAAAUUCACCAGAUAAUAAUAUUGGAUCUACACAAAAUUCUCGUAUUAUACGCGUUCGUGAUUUAUCAAUCUAUUAUGAUCCAAAAAAUGAUGAUAUUCAUCGUUAUAUUCCACGAAUAGAUGAUGAUGAUCAAAAACAACCAGUUAAUAAUAAUAAUAAUUGGCUUUAUUCAUCUGUUAAUCAAACAAGACAAUCAUUACAACAAAUAUGGAACGAUAAUAAGGAUUUACGUUUAAGAGUUGCUCGUGGAUUGGAAACAGGUGAAGCUCAUACUAAAGCUACGAUUGAUUAUAUUCGUGAUGAUCAAACAUUAUUACCAAAAGUUGGUGUUGUUACAAUUGCUGGUCUUGGUGGUCUUCUUCUUGGUCACAAAGGUGGUCCUAUACGAAGAACAUUUUAUUCAUCCAUUGCUGUAGCUGUUGCACUUAGUGCUUGUUAUCCAAAACAAUCAGCAAAUUUAUUGGAUCAAGUUUAUAUUAGAAUUAAAAAUGAAUCAAAAAAUUUUUUUGAUAAAACACCUUCAAAUCCAAUACCAAAAACUAUCGACAAUAAAGAUCGUAUUUUACAUAUAGGAAAAACUGAAAAUAAAUCAAAUAUUAUAAUUAAAGGUGAUUAUGGACAAGGUACACCAGCUGAUCAACAUUUAUAUACAACACGUAGUAAUGUUAAUUCAGCACCGUUGGAUACAGAAAAAAAACUUUAA
This is a messenger RNA of Rotaria sordida, 708 nucleotides long. The record is from the annotation of a GenBank genome assembly. NCBI's taxonomy places the organism in Eukaryota, Metazoa, Rotifera, Eurotatoria, Philodinida, Philodinidae.